AUGUUAAUACUUUUCUUAGUUUAUGUUUAAGCAUAAUUUACAUCAAAAUUGCACUUUCAUUACCCUAAUACUGAUGAAACAAUCGUACAAUUCACAAUCACUAAUAAGCAUUAAAUUGAUUUCACUAAAACUACUUAACCAUUUUCUUUAUUUCCUAGAUCAUAUUUGGAAAAUUUGCAUGUUGAAGGCAAAGUCAGAGAAUUUUAUAUCAGCUCCACAUAAGGUAUGAUGCCUGAACUUAAUGCCCCUUAACACGGUGUUCUUAUUAUAACUAAUGAAGAUGCUGAUUAAUUAAUUGCUAUUAAUUAAGUAUCAGAAAUAUUUAGAAUUGCUAAAUAUAAUAUGAUCUAUGAUCAAGCUUAUUAUUAUAAAUUCAAUGGAAAUUAAUCACAACUUUCCUUUAUGGGAUUUGAUGAUGAUACAAUUUAAGUAGGUAAAGUACUUUUGGCACAAGAUCCUACUGAUAAUAUUUGCAUUGAUGGAAUAGAAUCUAUUCUAAAAUAUUUUGGAUGUAAUGGUAAGAAAGGACUUGCUUAGAUUAUUGAUCCUAAUACAAUAUUUAGAUCAACCUAUUUAUCUCUUUAAGCAAAAUUUUAAUAUGAUGAAUAAACUAAAAUUGCAUCUUAAAAAAUUGUACUUCUUGUGAAAUAUGAUACUUAAUCAAUAUCUAAAAUUUUUAAUUUAGAUCCCAAUUUAUCAUAUUAAUCUUGUCCUGAAUUUGAUUCUGAAAUAAUUUAACAUUCUACAAGAGAAGUAACAUAUAAUUUAAAAUCAGCCAAAUAAUUCAGAAUGGGAUAAUUAAGUAAAAUAUAAGAUGAUACUAAUAUGAUUAAAUAUUAACCUAAAAGUAUUGAUAUCAUAAUUUAAUUUAGUAAUCAUUAAAAAGUUUUGUGCUGGACCUUGGUUUGCUUUUGAUUCCUAUAUUCAUCAAUAAGUAACUGCAAAUGAAGAUGGAAUUGUAACUAUAUUAUUAUAUUUUCCACAUGAAUUUACACCUAUUUAUCAUACAUUAGAAACAAGUAUAGAAAGUUAAAAAGAAUUUAUUUGGGAAGGUGAAACAAAAAAAAUUAUUAUUACUGCAAAAUUGAAAUAAAAUUAAACAUUUUUAGUUAAAAUUAAAUUUAGCAAAAAAUUAAAAAGUUUUGAAGAAUAUCCUCAUGAUCCUGAAAGAGGAUAGGAUAUUGUAAAAUAUAACUUAAUUAUAAUAGAUUACUUCUCCUGUCAUAUUUAAUGGGGAAUUAUACUUAACAUCACAUUAAGUGACAAGAUAACCAUAUCCAGACUUUUCAAUGCCUUUCAACAUUUUAACAUUUUCAUCAUUAGCUAUGGGAUACUUUUUCUUAUAAAUUUUAGGUAUGGCAGUUGAUAAAUUUGUUCUUAAUAAACCAGAAAAGGGAUCAUUGGCUUAAAGAUUAUUAAGAAAAAUCUUUUCAUUAAUAUCAUUUUGA
This is a messenger RNA of Paramecium primaurelia, 1448 nucleotides long. The record is from the annotation of a GenBank genome assembly. Lineage: Eukaryota; Ciliophora; Oligohymenophorea; Peniculida; Parameciidae.